Messenger RNA from Coregonus sp. 'balchen', 1636 nucleotides. The record is from the annotation of a GenBank genome assembly. Lineage: Eukaryota; Metazoa; Chordata; Actinopteri; Salmoniformes; Salmonidae.
AUGCCGAGCAGGUGUCAUCAGUUCAUCCCUGAAAAUAAGUGGUUUUGCCGUCACCAUGGAGACAGAGUGAGUUGUGGGCCACAGGACGAAGUAGGAGUCCCAGACCAGAGUGGGAAAAUUGUUUGCAGGAAAUCAGUUGGUCUUCCUUACUGGCUGCUCCCACUCCACAUUUGUGGAAACAUGUCACCUCCUCAGCUUGGUGUCCAUGUCGCUGCGACAGUUCGACAACACACAGCGCCUCUACAUUGUGCCAGAGGUGAACCACAUGCGGACCCAGCACACGGUGACAAUUGGUGACAGUCCACUGAUUGUUUCUGGAGACGCACGCUGUGAUUUGCCAGGCCACUGUGCCUCCUUUGGCUCUUACACCAUCCUGGACUCUGCUUCCCACCUGAACCUCGCCCAGGAGGCUGUGCAUGUGACCGAAGUGAAGCACAGCUACUGGUUUGAGACUGAGGGAUUAGAGAGAUGCCUGCAACACAUUGAGGUAAGCUAUCGCCUAACCUAUAUUUUGUAGAAAGCCUAAGGGUUGUAAGUGUGUAUUUGGUGGAUGUAUGAAGAGGAUGUGGGUACCUUCAGGAUAAUAAUAUAAUCAUUAUUACUAACAGGCUCAUGGAUGCAGUGUUGAAACCCUGGCCACUGACAGGCAUCCAAGUGUGAGGGUGCACUAGAGGGACUCACAUGCUGAUAUCUGGCAUGAGUAUGACCUGUGGCACAUUGCCAAAGGUUUGAGGAAACAGCUGGUGGCCAUCGGGAAGCCAGAGGUACUGUCAUAUAUUUUAUAGUAAAAUCACAACUAAAUGAUUUUGAUGAUUCAAGUCAGUGACUCAGGUGUCUCAUGUAAUCCCUGUGUCUCAGGUACUGCCAUUGGCGAGGGCAUUAACACACCACUUGAGGUACUGUGCUGCCACUGCUGGUGGGAGUGUCCAGGUGCAAAAAGAAAAGUGGUUCACCACAUCACAAAUGAACACCACCAGUGAGUCACUGGACAUGCACUGAACUGCUAUGAGCACCCCCCUGAACACCUGAAGAAGAGGGAACACGACUCUGGAUCAACACAUUGUCGGCAGCUUUUGAGGCAGUGAAGAAAAUUGUCCUCAACCCGAGAUUGUUGAAGAAUCUCGAGAAGGUAAAAAAAAAAGUUCAAAUAUUUCUGUACAUAUACUGCAACAUUAUGAGUACAUUAAUAAGCACAUUUUUCAAAACCUUGUUUUUCUUUUUUUGUGCAUUCCUAUGUGAAUAACUACAACCAAUUGAUUUAAUAAAAUCAGUAACAGUAUAAUUGUAGUAGCCUACUUAUUAAUCUCUAGUUACAUUAAUUAGAUAUUAAAUUUUGUAGGUGACAAAGUGUGUUCAGACAGGUGAACUCGAGAUUGUACAUGCCCUGUACACUAAAUACGUGCCCAAGAGAAACGAGUUCGGCCAGCAGGGGAUGGUCGCAAGACUCCAAGUGGCUGCCUUGGACCACAAUUAUUCUGUGGACAGACAGCAGGCUACAACAAAGGAGGGAGAGCUCCGUUUAAAGCAAGAGUUCUCCAAGGCUGCCAGGGUGUUAGUGGUGAAACCCAUCAAGGAGGAGAAGACUUGUGCUUCCUGUCUGAGCUUCUACAUGGCAUCGUUGACCGCUGUGCCAAUG